AUGGAUGAUUCACUUUACGAUGAAUUUGGUAACUACCUUGGGCCAGAAUUGCCUGAUUCCGACGAGGAGGAAAUAGUUCCUCAGCCCAUGCAAGAUGUUGAAGAUCUAUAUGAAGAAGGGGAAGAAGAUGCAGGUGGUCCGAGUAUGGCGCUUAUGGAAGUAGACGAUGUUCCCCAGACUCAAGUUGUUCUUCAUGAAGAUAAGAAGUAUUACCCAAGUGCCGAAGAAGUUUAUGGACCUGAGGUGGAAACUUUGGUUCAAGAAGAAGAUACUCAGCCUUUAUCUGAACCAAUAAUCCAACCCAUAAAAAUCAAAAAAUUUCAACUUGUGGAAAAAAAUCUUCCUGAGACAAGAUUUAAAAAAGAAUUUUUGGUGGAUAUGAUGAAUUUUCCAGAAUUAAUUAGAAAUAUCGCUAUUAUCGGUCAUUUACAUCAUGGUAAAACUUCUUUUGUUGAUAUGUUGGUUAAUGAGACCCAUUCAUCAGUAGCGUGGGAUGUAGAUAAGCAGGAGCGUUAUACCGAUACUCAUACAUUAGAAAGGGACAGAGGUGUUAGUAUCAAAAGUAUGCCGAUGACACUUGUCCUUCAAGACACGAAAUCUAAAUCAUACUUAUUCAAUAUUCUGGAUACUCCGGGUCACGUUGAUUUUGUGGAUGAGGUUACUGCGGCGCUUCGACUUUCUGACGGUGCAGUUAUUGUGGUAGACGCGAUUGAAGGGGUUAUGGCCAAUACCGAACGCGUUAUACGGCAUGUUAUACAAGAAAAUUUAGCGUUCACAUUAGUAGUAAAUAAAGUAGAUAGAUUGAUUUUAGAAUUAAAAUUACCACCAAACGAUGCAUAUUAUAAGUUAAAGCAUACCAUUGAAGAGGUGAAUUCUAUUAUAAGUCAACAUGCACAAGGUCGCGAUCUUCGCGUGUCUCCUGAACGCGGAAAUGUUUGUUUUGCGUCCAGUCAGAUGGGUUGGUGUUUUUCCUUAAAAUCGUUCGCAAAAAUAUAUGCGGAUACAUACGGUGAUAUAAGUGCUGAUGAUUUUGCAAAACGUUUAUGGGGUGAUAUUCAUUAUAAUCCCACAAAGAGGUCUUUCAGUAGGAAAGGCAUGGAAGUUAAAAGCCAACGUUCGUUCGUGCAUUUCAUUCUGGAACCUUUGUAUAAACUUUACUCUCAGGUAAUAGGCGAAGAUGAAGCUACUUUAAAAAAAACUUUAGCUUCUCUGGGUAUCUAUUUGAAGGCUUCACACUUUAAACUAGAUGUUAAACCAUUAUUACGGAUAGUGUUGGAUCAAUUCUUUGGUCCUGCAACUGGGUUCGUCGAUAUGGUUGUUCAACAUAUUCCUUCACCAGAAAAAAAUGCUAGUAAAAAGAUAGAACACACUUAUACCGGACCGAUGCAUACAGAUGUGGCAGAGGCAAUGCGUAAAUGCGAUUCAGAUGGUCCCUUAAUGAUUUAUGUGACAAAGUUAUAUAAUUCAUCUGAUGCGUCAACUUUUGACGCGUUCGGUCGGAUUUUGAGCGGGACGGUUAGAAAAGGUCAGACUGUAAGAGUACUUGGAGAAGGAUAUUCAAUUGAUGAUGAAGAGGAUAUGACAAUACAAGAAGUUUUAGAUGUUUGGAUCUUUGAAUCUAGAUAUCGAAUUGGUGUGGAUGGUGUACCUGCAGGAAAUUGGGUACUUUUGGGGGGCGUUGAUAACUCGAUUGUGAAAACAGCAACGAUUACUGAAAAUUCUGAUGAUGAAGGGCAUAAACAUAUAUUUAGAUCAUUGUCAUUUGUUACAACCGCUGUACUUAAAGUGGCUGUUGAACCUGUCAAUCCUUCUGAAUUACCUAAAAUGUUAGAUGGAUUACGAAAAAUCAAUAAAAGUUAUCCUAUAUUAAUAACAAAGGUCGAAGAAUCUGGCGAGCAUAUUAUUCUUGGCACAGGAGAAUUAUAUUUGGACUGUGUUUUACAUGAUCUUCGAAGAAUGUAUGCUGAAAUAGAACUUAAAGUUUCGGAUCCUGUUGUUCGAUUCUGUGAAACUGUUGUGGAAACAUCUGCUUUAAAAUGUUUUGCCGAAACUCCAAAUAAAAAGAAUAAAUUGACCAUGAUAUCCGAGCCAUUAGAAAAAGGUAUCGCUGAAGACAUUGAAGCUGGUAGAGUAAGCAUAAAAUGGGAUGUAAAAGAUAUUGCAAAAUUCUUUGAAGAAAAAUAUUCUUGGGAUGUGUUAGCAUCUCGUUCAAUAUGGGCAUUCGGACCUGAUGAGAAUGGUCCAAAUAUUUUGGUCGAUGAUACAUUACCCGCUGAGGUGGACAAGAGUUUACUAAAACUUAUUCGAGAUUCAAUACGACAAGGUUUUCAAUGGGGUACUCGAGAAGGACCUUUGUGUGAUGAACCUAUACGUAAUGUCAAAUUUAGGUUAUUGGAUGCCGUUGUGGCACCCGAACCUUUAUUCCGUGGAGGUGGACAAGUAAUUCCUACUGCAAGACGUGUUUGUUACUCUUCGUUUCUCACGGCAACACCAAGAUUGAUGGAACCAGUAUAUUACGUUGAAAUUCAAGCACCGGCUGAUUGUGUUUCAGCUGUGUACACAGUUCUGGCCAGAAGGAGAGGACAUGUCACACAGGAUAUUCCUAAGGCAGGCUCUCCAUUAUAUACCGUUAAAGCUUAUAUUCCUGUGAUUGAAGCAAAUGGAUUUGAAACAGAUUUAAGAACUCAUACACAAGGACAGGCAUUUUGUCAACAGAUGUUUGACCAUUGGCAGAUUGUUCCUGGUGAUCCGUUGGAUAAAAGUAUUGUUCUUCGACCUUUGGAACCUAGUCCAGCACAGCAUUUGGCAAGAGACUUUAUGGUAAAAACCCGAAGACGAAAAGGGUUAUCUGAAGAUGUUUCUGUUAAUAAGUUUUUCGAUGAUCCAUUAUUAUUAGCUAUGGCGCAGUCAGAUGUUCUUGGUGGAUAUACACUUUAG
Molecule: messenger RNA, 2937 nt
Organism: Scutellospora calospora
Lineage: Eukaryota; Fungi; Glomeromycota; Glomeromycetes; Diversisporales; Gigasporaceae
Source: the annotation of a GenBank genome assembly